Funneliformis caledonium is the source of this 2128-nucleotide messenger RNA. The record is from the annotation of a GenBank genome assembly. Lineage: Eukaryota; Fungi; Glomeromycota; Glomeromycetes; Glomerales; Glomeraceae.
GCAAAUGUAUUGUUAUAAUAGAAACGACUCAGAUACCCGUGAACAAAAAAUUACACCUUGGGAAGUGGAAGGAGCUGUUAUUAAUGGCCAAGUUCAAGCAAUUGAUUAUAAUAAGCUAAUAGAAAAAUUUGGAACACAGCUCAUUGACAACGCACUUUUACAAAGGUUCCAAAAAUUAACUGGAAAAGAACCUCACACACUCUUAAGAAGAGGAAUUUUCUUCUCACAUAGAGAAUUUUCGAGAAUUUUGGACCGUUAUGAGCAGGGAAAACCUUUUUUCAUUUAUACAGGACGCGGUCCGAGUAGUUCGAGUAUGCAUCUCGGUCAUAUGGUUCCAUUUGUAUUUUGCAAAUGGUUGCAAGAAGCUUUCAAUGUACCAAUUGUCAUUCAAUUAACCGAUGACGAAAAAUUUAUUUUCAAACCUGAAUUAAAAUUUGAGGAUGCGCGUCAGUUCGCACGUGAAAAUGCCAAAGAUAUUAUUGCAUGUGGUUUUGAUUUAGAUAAGACAUUUAUUUUCUCAAAUACUGAUUAUGUUGGAGGUCCAUUCUAUCAUAAUAUUGUAAAGAUCGCGAAAUGUAUCACGUAUAAUCAGUCAAAGGCGACUUUUGGUUUCAAUGAUAGUGAUUGUAUCGGCAAGAAUCAUUUUGUUGCCAUACAAUCGGCACCUUCGUUUUCCAAUAGUUUUCCUCAAAUAUUUGGAACUCGACAUGAUAUUCCUUGUGUGAUUCCUUGUGCUAUAGAUCAAGAUCCAUAUUUUCGGUUAACGCGUGAUGUCGCACAUAAGUUGAAAUAUCCUAAACCUAGUCUUCUUCAUGCUAAAUUCUUCCCGUCGCUACAAGGUUCCCAAACAAAAAUGAGCGCCUCUGUGGAUAAUUCUGCAAUUUUUAUGUCGGAUACUCCCAAUCAAAUCAAAAAAAAGGCUUGUGGUGGUGUUACUGCUGAACUUCAUCGGGAGAAUGGAGGUAACCCGGACGUUGAUGUUCCUUAUCAGUAUUUAUCAGUAUUUUUGGACGAUGAUGAAGAAUUGGCUUCAAUUUAUGAGAAAUAUAAAUCCGGGGAAAUGCUGACUGGUGAAAUUAAAGCGCGUUGCAUUGACGUAUUACAGAAAUUCGUUGGUGACUUUCAAAAGCCUAAUCCUCAGUUGGUUUCUCUUUUACAAGGAAAACUUGGACAGUUAAUAGGAAAGUCUUCGGGUUAUAUUGAAAACUUACCGGAAGACGUAAAAGCUCGAAUCAAUAGUUUAAAAUAUUAUCAAGCUGAACAUGCGAAGUUGGAAGCAAAAUUUCAAGAAGAGAUCUUGGCAUUAGAAAAAAAAUAUUUAGAACUAUACAGACCUUUGUAUGAAACACGUUCCAAGAUCGUUCGUGGGGAGCGCGAACCAACUGUAGAGGAAGUUCAGGCUGGAGUCAAACUGGAUGAGGAAGAACAAACAAAAGAGGAGGAAAAUGUGGUUAACGAAGAGAAUAAAGUACAAGAAAUUAUUGAAGGACCUGUUAAAGGCAUUCCAGAGUUCUGGCUUACUUCAAUGAAAAAUUUAAUUACCAUUGAAGAGAUUAUUACUGAACGCGAUGAAGAUGCAUUAAAGCAUUUGAUCGAUAUAAGGAUGUCAUAUCUUGAAAAACCUGGAUUCCGACUAGAUUUUGAAUUUGAAGAGAAUCCAUAUUUUACGAAUACCCUCUUGACAAAGACAUAUUAUUAUCAAGAGGAACCAGGUUAUGGAGGUGAUUUCGUUUAUGAUCAUGCUGAAGGCACGCCAAUUAAUUGGAAAGAAGGAAAGGAUCUUACGGUUACAGUGGAAACGAAAAGGCAAAAGCGUAAAGGUACUAAAGAGACUCGUGUAGUAAAAACCACAGUACCUGCCGAAUCAUUCUUUCAAUUCUUCAAUCCGCCCACUGAACUGGAAGAAGAUAAUGAUGAUUUGGAUGAUAAUAUAGAUGAGCGACUUGAAAUGGAUUAUCAAAUUGGAGAGGAUAUAAAAGAAAAACUUAUUCCUCGUGCUAUAGAUUGGUAUACUGGUAAAGCUUUGAAAUAUGAGGAGAUUGAAGAGAAUCCUUUCUUUACCGGAGGAAAAAAUGGAAAGACGAAUGCAAACAACAAUAAAAUCAAAGGAGUAUUAAACCGUUAUUAA